Messenger RNA from Striga hermonthica, 1536 nucleotides. Lineage: Eukaryota; Viridiplantae; Streptophyta; Magnoliopsida; Lamiales; Orobanchaceae. The record is from the annotation of a GenBank genome assembly.
AUGACUGAGGAAUUACAGGCCUUACAAAAGACUCAUACUUGGGAUUUUGUGGAUUUACCUGCUGGCAAGACUCCCAUCGGAUGUAAGUGGGUGUAUAAGAUCAAGACAAAUUCAGAUGGAUCUAUUGAGCGCUACAAAGCUCGUUUGGUUGCUAAGGGUCACUCCCAGGAGUAUGGCAUAGAUUAUGAAGAGACCAUUGCACCGGUUGCUCGUCUUACUACUGUCCGGUGUUUACUUGCAGUUGCUGCUGUUCGUCGAUGGUCUCUUCUACAGUUAGAUGUCAAGAAUGCCUUCUUACACGGUGCCUUGUCUGAGGAGGUUUACAUGACUCCUCCUCCUGGAUCAUUAACUCUACCACCCACUAAUGGUAACUUAAUCACUAUUCUAAGCAUCGAUGGAGGUGGGAUUAGGGGCAUAAUCCCAGCCAAAAUUCUUGAACUUCUUGAAGCUGAACUCCAGAAACUGGAUGGCGAAGAUGCUCGACUGGCGGACUACUUUGACGUUAUGGCCGGCACGAGCACAGGGGGGCUUGUGACGGCCAUGUUGGCGGCUCCCGAUGCGAAUAACCGCCCGUUGUACGCCGCUAAAGAUAUCGCCCCGUUUUACGUGAAGCAUGGGCCGAGUAUAUUUCCAUAUAAAGGGGGAAUCGUAGGUUCUAUUGGAAGGACAUUAGGUAUGUUAUUAGGGCCAAAGUACAAUGGGAAGUAUUUGAAAAAGAUAUUGAAGGAAAAUUUGGGGGAGACAAAGCUUCACCAGACAUUAACUAAUGUUGUUAUUCCUACAUUCGACAUCAAGAAUAUGCAGCCAGCUAUUUUCUCUUCCUAUGAGAUGAAGACUUUGAAUUAUACGGACGUCAAGUUAUCCGAUAUAUGCAUCGGCACAUCGGCGGCGCCGACUUACUUGCCGGCUCAUCAUUUCAAGAACGCCGACAAUGCUGGAAAAUCAUGGGAAUUUCAUCUUAUUGACGGCGGUGUAGCUGCUAAUAACCCUACAUUGGUAGCGAUACGAGAGGUGAGCAAGCAAAUAUCUCGGAACGACCCGGAUUUUUUCCCGAUCCAGCCGCUCGACUUCGGCCGGUUUUUGGUGGUGUCGCUCGGCACCGGUUCCGACAAACAGGAGCACAAGUACACGGCAGAAAUGGCGGGGAAAUGGGGCGUGUUUGGAUGGUUUUUACAAGACAACUCGGUCCCCAUAGUCGACGUGUUCAACCAAGCCAGCAAAGACAUGGUUGACUAUUUCUUGUGCGUUGUCUUCCAGGGCCUUCGUUCUCAGGACAAUUACCUUCGUAUUCAGGACGAUUCACUGAGUGGGCCGAACUCGUCGGUUGAUGACACAACAAAGCAGAAUCUGAGUGAUCUUGUGAAAAUUGGAGAAAAUUUGUUGAAGGCCCCUGUCUCUAGAAUUAAUCUUCAAACAGGAAAUACUGAGCCUGUUCCCAAUGGAGGCACAAAUGAGCAAGCUUUGAUAAAGUUUGCCAAGUUACUGUCAGACGAACAGAAACUCCGGAAAUCGAACUCGCAGAAGACCAAAAAUUAA